GAACAUGUGAACAUGAUGAUUCGAUGUAUCGAACGUCUAGAGGGUCUAGAUUUCAUCAUGGACUUCAAUCUCCAAACGGAUAUGAUCCUUCAAUCCCUUCCGGAUUCGUAUGGUAAUUUCAUCACGAAUUACUAUAUGAAUCGGAUAGAAUGUACACUUGCAGAGUUAUCAAGCAUGUUGAUAACCGCUCAAAAGAACAAUGCUAAGGGAAAGGAAGUUUCUCUUGUGGUUGCUUCUUCUAGUAAGACUAAGAAGAAGAAAACUAAGAAGAAUGUUUUGAAGGCCCAAAAGGCCAUUGCAAAAAGGAAGCGCACCUCAGAGAACAAAGGAAAAUGUUUCUUUUGCGAGGGCGAGGGACAUUGGAAACGAAAUUGCCCCAAGUAUAAGGAAUUUAAGGGCAAGAACAAGAAGAAUGAAAAUCCCGGUGAGGGAUCUAGCAAAUGAGAGGAAGUUGGACAAGGAUGAAGUGAUCUUGAAGCUUGGAAAUAACGCAAGUGUUGCGGCUAAAGCUAUAGGAUCGUCUUCUAUUUUGUUGUAUAAGCAUGUUUUGUAUUUGAACAAUGUUUUGUACUUACCGAACGCUUAUAGAAAUAUCAUGUCUAUUUCUUGUAUGACAAGAUUAGGAUAUGAUUUUCUAUUUACAAAGGAUGUUUGUAAAAUUAUCUAUAAUAAUGCAAUCGUUGGUUAUGGUUAUGUACAAAAUGGUCUUUAUUGUAUAAAUGAAGAUGUUCGUAAUACAAAUAAUGUUAUAGAAAUAAAUACCGUAAGUAAUCAAACCUCGAAACAACUUUGGCACUUACGAUUAGGACAUAUUGCGGAAGAUAGACUUAACAAG
Mercurialis annua (annual mercury) is the source of this 835-nucleotide messenger RNA. RefSeq lists its product as uncharacterized. Gene Ontology annotation, molecular function: zinc ion binding; nucleic acid binding. The transcript has 2 exons. The record is from RefSeq and is a predicted model, not a curated record. Bases 13 to 444 code for a protein of 143 amino acids. NCBI's taxonomy places the organism in Eukaryota, Viridiplantae, Streptophyta, Magnoliopsida, Malpighiales, Euphorbiaceae.